This is a messenger RNA of Rotaria sp. Silwood1, 612 nucleotides long. The record is from the annotation of a GenBank genome assembly. Lineage: Eukaryota; Metazoa; Rotifera; Eurotatoria; Philodinida; Philodinidae.
AUGAGCUAUUCUCCACGUUCGAAUUUUAGUUCAGAUCAACCACCACAACAAUCACUUGUACGACCACAAUUUCUUUCAUAUGGAAUACCUCCUUCAAGAGAACGACAACAACAUGAAUUUUAUGAUAAUCAAAAUACUAUGGUACAACAAUUACAAACUCGCACAUUCAAUACGGGAUUCCAAAACACUACUGCUCAACAAUCUUCGAGUACAUUAUCAUCUAUUAGCUCAUCAUUGACUAUUGGCACUGUACCACCUGAUGAUGGAUAUUAUAUAAUAACACAAAUUCGUAGUGCAGCUGAAUUUUAUGGUCUUUCUCAGGAUCAUCAACUUGAAUUUGAAGUUCUAUCUAAAGAACUUGAACGAUAUUAUAAUAAUUCUGUCAAUAAUCAAUCAUUAACUGUACCUGUUAUUUUGGAUGACAUUUCUUUCUUUGUUAUUUUCUUUUUAAUUAUACAUCGUGAAAAUGGAUCAAAAGUAUUAGUUAAAUUAAUUGAUUCUGGUGAUGAAAUUGUUGUUAAUACAUCAGAAUUAUUACAAAUUGAUAAAAAAUUUUGUACAAUACCAGCAUUGUUCAAACAUUUUAUUUACAUGGUUAUGAUGAAUCGAUAA